CCCGUUGCCCGCGCCCUCCCCCCGGGAGCGGCGGGGCGCGGAGGGCAGCGCGCGCCAUGGCGGGCUCCAGCCUGCGGCCGCACGUGCACUGGGCGCAGCGGCACCGCGAGCUCUACCUGCGCGUGGAGCUCAGCGACGUGCAGAACCCGGACGUCACCAUUACCGACAACGUGCUUUAUUUCAAAGCUCAGGGACAUGGUGCCAAGGGGGACAACAUCUACGAAUUUCAGAUCGAGUUCCUAGAACCGGUUGAACCUAAACCCGUCUACAAGGUAACUCAAAGGCAGCUGAACAUCACUGUGCAGAAGAAAGAGAGUAACUGGUGGGAGAGGCUCACCAAGCAAGAGAAGCGCCCGCUCUUCCUAGCUCCUGACUUCGAUCGCUGGUUAGAUGAGUCGGAUGCUGAAAUGGAACUCAGGGAGAAGGAAGAAGAAAAGAUUAACAAAAUGAAAAUAGAAUCCAGAGUCCCCAAAGACCCUUUCAAACACCUGAAGAAGGGAUACUUAAUCAUGUAUAAUCUUGUGCAGUUUUUGGGAUUCUCUUGGAUUUUUGUGAACAUGACAGUACGACUGUUCAUCUUAGGAAAAGACUCUUUCUAUGAUACAUUUUACACUGUUGCUGACAUGAUGUAUUUCUGUCAGACCCUGGCAUUAAUGGAGAUCUUGAAUUCACUAAUAGGACUAGUCAGAUCACCGCUGAUACCUGCUGUAAUUCAGGUGUUUGGAAGAAACUUUAUUUUGUUUGUUGUCCUUGGAAGUUUAGAGGAAAUGCAGAGCAAAGCUGUGGUGUUCUUCAUAUUUUAUUUCUGGAGUAUCAUUGAGAUGUUCAGGUAUCCCUAUUAUAUGCUUUCGUGCAUCGGUAUGGAAUGGAAACCGCUAACGUGGCUCCGUUACACCAGCUGGAUCCCUCUCUACCCCUUCGGAUGCUUGGCAGAAGCUGUCUGUAUUGUUCAAUCCAUUCCAAUCUUCAGUGAAACAGGAAAAUAUAGUCUGGCGUUGCCAAAUCCACUGAACGUCACAAUCCAGUUUCCGUUCUUGCUUCAAGUAUACCUUAUAGCCCUAUUUUUAGGGCUAUUUGUAAACUUCCGUCACCUCUACAAGCAAAGGAGAAAGCACCUUGGACCAAAGAAGAGAAAGAUGAAGUAAUGGAUGAUUGCAGUGCUUUCUUAUCUAACUUAUCUCAGUGAUAAGAUAAGCCUCUAAUUCUUAAAGUUUUACUCAGUGCAAUGUAAAGAAUUUUGUAAAGUUAAAUCAUAUUAGAUUUCAUAGUGAAUUCAGGUAACAUUCCCAUAUACUGUAUUUUGUUCUGUUUCAAUCAUAUGUAUGCAUGGCAUUUAUCACUGAACAGAAACAUUUAAACUUGUGUCCCAUCAACUACCGUAUUAGAAAGAAAUCCUAUUAUCUGCAUAUAUGCUUAUAAACAGUGGAGCAACACUAAAUAGAAAAAGUGUUUAUCUUUUAAUUGGAUAUUUGCUCUUUCAAUAUGCAUGCAGAUAGGGCUUCUGAUAUUGGGAUAUAGUAUUAGCUGGCCCAUGCUGUUCCUAGGGUGCCAUUUCGAUGGCAGGAGGAAUAGAGUCUGAGAGCAGUACGAACAGUGUUUGGGCAUUUAUUAGUGGUUGGGGUAAAUCUGCUCUGCCACUCUCCUUUUUUUAUUGAAGCAUGCUGCUGCUGUUAAAUUUAAACUGGAAGUACUGAGGUCAGAUUAGAUGCUAACUUGCUCUGUUCCUAGUUUAGUCUUAACAGGACAGAAUAGGAGCACUACGUGGACCCCAGCAGCACCUCUUUAGCAGGAUAAAUCCAACCAAGGCAUUUGGGACAGGAAGCUGCCAGCCUCUCACAUGGCUAGAAAUGCUUUCCUUGUUGAUAAUGCAAGCAGUAAAAUACAGCGAAAUAAGAAAACAUGGGUAUGAGCUUACUCUUAGAUGUAAACCCCAGCAGAAAAUUCCAUCCACUGAUACAGAGGGAGAAACAUCUUGUGGGAGAGAGAGAGACACAAACCUGGAACUCUCCCAGGAGGGUGGUCACCUCUGCUCUUCCCUGUCAGUGGUGUAGUUCCUGUAUUUAUAGCCUUCUGAAAGGCAGUAAAGAUGAUUGGGUUUUUUCCUACUUCCUAAAUUUAGGAGUGUAGCUGAGAAAUUGGCAUGUAUACUUUGUUAGACAGCCCCUCAUGAGUAGGGUGGUGGGUGAGUCUAAUAAUGAACUGUAGAUUAUUUUGAUACCAUGUACCAAAUCUUAGCAAGGGAGAUCUCACAUAGAGGGAAAAGGGUUCUUUCAAGCCCCUAUUUGUGUUAAGUAAUUAAAAAAAAGGGGGGAGAGAGAAAUCUCCCCCCCCCACCCCCGCCAGGGUUCUAAGUUGUCUGUUCUCUCAUGUGGAAACAUUUGUUUCAGGUGACUUCACUUAAAGAUGUGCUUCCUCACACCUAGCUUCUCCUAGUUGAUUCCAGAUCCUUAAUCCAGUUUAGAAAAAGCUUGUUAUUACUGUAUAAUAAGCUUGUUCUAAAACUAUGUUGUGGUAGAACAGGCUGCAUCAUGACUGCCACAGCCCCCAGGGCAAUGCAAAGCAAUGCCAGCAAUCCAGAACAGGCACUGAAGUUGAGAUUAGCUUAGUGCCAUCUUACUUUCUUUUCUACUGUAAAACAAUGUGAAUCCUACAGAAAACUAAGUAUUUUUGAUGCUUAAAAGUGACAGACAGCUUACUAUUUGUAACUUGGCCCCAGUGAUUGUUACUGUGAAGAAUGAAAUUAUAAGGAGAUUUUAACAGAGAACUAGUACAAGUUGCACACUGCAUUUUACAACUGUUUUUUGUCAACAAGUAGCAUGAUGCAGUUGCUUUUUGGAGACCUCACUCAAGGGCUUACUCUUAAAGGAGAGGGCAGAUAGGUUCACUCAGAAUAGCUGAGUGUUACUUACACAGUUACUAUUUCACCACAGCGCACAUUGUACUUACGUUUGAAGUAUGUCAAGGGACCGAACAGUUGAGCACUGGAACAGCAGGGAUCACUUUCAUACUUUAAUUUCUCCACUGGGCAUUUAGAAUUUUGUUACACAAUCCAUAUGUACUUAUACCUGAUACUUCUCAGUGAAACUGUGGUACCUAGUGAGAGCUGUCACAGAUCUUACACUACUGGAGUUCAUUAGUCCUUCAGAAAGAAUGUGUUUCUAUUAAUAAAGAUUUACAACCGAA
Rhea pennata is the source of this 3183-nucleotide messenger RNA. RefSeq names its product 3-hydroxyacyl-CoA dehydratase 3 (gene HACD3). Lineage: Eukaryota; Metazoa; Chordata; Aves; Rheiformes; Rheidae. Gene Ontology annotation, molecular function: 3-hydroxyacyl-CoA dehydratase activity. The coding region runs from base 57 to 1145 and encodes 362 amino acids. The record is from RefSeq and is a predicted model, not a curated record. The transcript has 11 exons. Gene Ontology annotation, biological process: very long-chain fatty acid biosynthetic process; sphingolipid biosynthetic process; fatty acid elongation. Gene Ontology annotation, cellular component: endoplasmic reticulum membrane.